This is a messenger RNA of Serpula lacrymans var. lacrymans S7.9, 1392 nucleotides long. RefSeq lists its product as uncharacterized. Gene Ontology annotation, cellular component: membrane. The record is from RefSeq and is a predicted model, not a curated record. Lineage: Eukaryota; Fungi; Basidiomycota; Agaricomycetes; Boletales; Serpulaceae. The coding region runs from base 1 to 1392 and encodes 463 amino acids. Gene Ontology annotation, molecular function: transmembrane transporter activity. The transcript is spliced from 9 exons. Gene Ontology annotation, biological process: transmembrane transport.
AUGUCGUUUUCGGAAAAGGAAAAGUUCGAACCUCGACACCUCGAGUCUCAAGGUCAUAUUGAUGAAGAGGAUAACGAUUCAGAUGCAGAGUUUGGGGGCCCCGAAGCUCGUAAGGAGCUCGAGAGGAAAUUCAUCAUGAAACUCGACAUACGUAUGUCAAUCCUCGUGGUGAUUUACAUACUGAAUUAUAUCGAUAGAAAUAACGCGGGUGCGGCACGAUUACGCGGCUUUCAAACCGAUCUUAAUCUUCAAGGUCAGGAGUUUGCGACAAUCCUUUCCAUCCUGUAUGUAGGAUAUGUAAUCAUGCAAGUUCCAUCGAAUAUGUUUCUGAAUUGGAUUGGUAAACCGUCCAUUUACCUACCUGUGUGUAUGAUAGUCUGGGGAGUCAUAUCUAUCUUGACUGGUCAGUUCUUUGUGGGUGCCCUGCUUACGCGCUUUUUCCUCGGUUUUGUGGAAGCGGCCUUUUUCCCCGGCUCUUUAUUUCUGAUCUCGAAAUGGUACAAGCGAAAGGAGGUUGGACUUCGAACAGCUCUACUGUAUUGUGGAAAUAUCAUUAGCAAUGCCUUCGGUGCUCUCGUCGCUUCUGGGAUACUAGAUGGUAUGCAAGGUAAGUUAGGGGACGCUGCAUGGAGAUGGUUGUUCUACAUCGAAGGGAGUCUCACUGUCUUCGUCGCUAUAUGCGCCAUCUUCAUUCUUCCCGAUUUUCCUCGCAACACUAGUUGGCUGACCCCACAAGAACGUCGCCUUGCUAUUAAACGCAUGGAAGAGGACUUAGUAAACAGUGAUCCUGAAGGAGAGGCUAGCCAAGCAAACGGGCUUAAGUUGGCGCUCACAGACUGGAAAGUAUGGUGGUUUGCGUUUGCAUUGUGCUUGCAGAUCGUUGCCGUGAGCUUUAACAUGUUCUUCCCGACUCUAAGCGCAACAAUGGGUUUUAAUCCCACUGUUACGCAUUCCGAUAGGGUAGGGAGAAGAUUUGAAUAUAUCGUGGGCUCCGAAAUUGUUGGCAUAAUCGGAUUUAUCAUUGCAAUGUCUACUAUGAAUACUGCAGCCCGAUAUGUCUCCUUGUUCCUGAUGGCUCAAUCUUAUGCUGGCUUAAUUGUAUUCUACGCAUGGAUGAGCAAUUCCUUCCCUUGGCCAUCGUCAAAACGGGCUGUUUCCAUUGCGUUUAUCAAUGCAUUUUCACAGCUGGGUAAUAUUGCUGGCUCGUAUAUUUGGCCUUCGAACUGGGGCCCGUCAUACCGCUACUCAUACGGCAUCUGUAUUGCAACAUCAGGCUUGAGUAUCAUCAUGUGCUGGAUAUUCAGAGAACAUCUCUCUUCCCUCAACAAAAAGAUGGCUUCGGAGGAACAAGCGAGAGGUGCAACGAGAAAGGGCUUCCGGUACCUCCUAUAG